GAGCGAUUUUAGUAGUGCCGUGACUUUCAAUCGUUGCACUGAGUGUGAUUACGGGCAUUCUGGGGACGGGUUUAUUCCGUGAUUAUUGCGAUCGUGUUUAUCAUGCCGUGCGGAGAAAUCGAUUCCAAGAAAUCUAUCUGGAUUCGAGAUUGUUGGCAAGGAUUGUGAUAAAAAUAAUAAAUCAAAUAAGCUUAAGAGGGUGAUAUCAGUAAAGAUUGAAAUCGUGCCGUGAUUUUCCUGAAAACGAUUGCAUUACUGUGACGAACGCGGAGGGCAGUGAUUCGGGUGUUGAGAGAUAAAAAGAGAGCAGUGCGCCUACGAGCAUGGGCGAGAGAAAGAGAGAGAGCGAGAAUCCGGAAACAAAAGAAUAGACUUCGUGUCCUUCCUGUGAAGAGUGUUGACCGUACGCUAGUGGGAAUCGGAGGAACAAUUCGAAGGGAAAAAGAAAAUCAAUAAAUUUCAUUCAAGGUUAUUCACAUCGCGCACAGCCUGAGCCGAAAGCUGAAUAAUAUAUUUCUGCAAACCACAAUAACAAUUUGCGAAAGGACAACAGAAGCAGAGCAGUACAAAUCCCUGCAGGACACGAAAGGAAAUCAAGAGCUUCUACCGAAGUGACAGCCAACCGAAUGGAAACGGACAGGCACACAGAUAUUUCUUAACAUCUUCUAUAUUUCGAUUCCCAGUAAAGCGGAAGCUUCACCAUUGGAGAAAAACUGCAAAAAUAGAUAUCUGUUUUGCCACAACAAACAGACAACGCAAGAAAACGUGACAAAAUUUUCCUUGUGAUUGCUUUCCGUUUCCUCAGCUUCCCCGAAUCCACCGAGUCCUCGCGGAAACUCUGCCAAACGGUUAAGUUGUUUUGCUGAAUGUUCCUCGACCCGGUGCAGAGAAAAUACUACGCCAGCCGAAUGGAAAAUGUAGAUUUAAUUUCGAUUUUCGUGUGAAGUUUUUCGCCUCAGAGCAGCUGCAGAAGAAACGGGUCAAAUUCAAAUUUCUUGGCACGGACUUAUCGAGAGGGGGGCCUGACGAUGGUCGUCGCGUGUUAACCUGAAGCAUCCCAAGAACUGCAAAAGGGUUCAGAAGCGUGCAUCCGACGACGGAAGGAAUCCAAACAAGCCAUGGCUAGAAAACAUGUUCGUCGGGCUUGUUUCGUUGCAGUAAAUCGAGGCGCGUCUUCGAAACGGUGAAUCUACGCGAGUGAAACAGGAGUUUUAUUUGAGAAUUAUCAAGUGAGUGGUGAAUAUUUUUGGGGAGUGAUAUUUGCUAAAAAAUGGGAAACAGCAAAAUGCGAAAAUCCACCAGAAUGGUGCGAUGCUUCCAGUGCUUACUUGUGGCGUGGAGUUGGCAGCUAGGAAUCGGCGGGAGUAAUUGGGAUCAUAUAAUGGACUUUGAUCAAAACUAUCGAUUGCUAUGGACUUCAACCAGUAAGGAUAUAACGUUCGAGGUGCAAAGUCGGACCCAGGGAUUUGUGGGUUUGGGGUUCUCUCGGGAUGGAACGCUAGCGGAUUCGGAUAUCGUUGUCGGCUGGAUGGAUGAUGGACAGGCCCAAUUUCAGGACCGUCACAUACGAGCCGGCAGUGAUGGUGAUCCAAUCAUCGAUCCCUCCCAAGACUACACUCUGCUGAGCUUGUAUCAAAACCAAACGCACACAGUGAUGAGAUUCAAGCGGAAUCUGAAUACCUGUGACAACAAGGAUGACUUUCCAAUUACGAAUGAUACAAUGAGAGUGAUAUUUAUGUACUCGAAGCAGAAGCCACAAAAGGGAUCCCUAGCGCUGCCGGAUCCGCUGGAGGCAUUCAAAGGAUCCCGGUCGGUUUUUCUGACCCAGAGGACUAAUCAGCAUCUGCUGACGAACGAAGCUGAUAUCAAUAUUCUGGAGUUGAGGAACAUGGAUGUAGAACUUCCGGAGAGUGACGAGAGUUUGUACUGGUGUAAAAUCUUCAAACUGGAUGACUUUCACCAAAAACAUCACUUGAUUCGGUACGAACCGGUAUUUGAUUCAUCGACCAGCGUGCUUUUCCUAAAUCACAUGAUCCUGUACGAGUGCCAAGGACUUUCUAAUGAGCUCGAAAUGUUAUCCAGGCGGCAUGGACAACCCUGUUUCCAGAUAAAGGCAACGCACUGCAACACCGUCGUAGCCAACUGGGCACGUGGAUCUGACGGCUUCAGCUUCCCACAGGAAGCCGGUUACCCGCUGGACUCCCAUCAAGCCACGUAUUACUUGCUGGAAACGCACUACAACAAUCCGGACUAUUCGUAUGAUUUCUCGUCGUUCUACCGGAAGAAUCUGAGCAAGCAGCAACGCAAUAUGAAGAUCCACAACGGUGAGGAUGAAGCUGCUGAUGAUGCCGAUAACUACGAUGAAGACCGGGAAAACCAAGACGACUACCGGGACGACGGUAGCGAACCGGAGGCCGAGCAGCAGGUGGUUGAUAAUUCCGGCCUCAAGCUGUACUACACGCAAUCAUUGCGGAAUUUCGAUGCCGGUGUCUUGUCGGUGGGAAUAGAUCCAAACUGGCGCCACAUCAUCCCGCCCGGCCAGGAGAAGGUAGUUUCCGAAGGGCACUGCAUCGGAGCGUGCACCCAGCAAAGCUUCCCCCAGGAGGGAAUUAAUAUUUUCGCCGUGAUGACGCGCACUCAUCUCAUCGGACGGCAGGUGAAGCUGAGACAGAUUCGUGGAAACGAGGAACUCCAACCGAUUGUGCAUGACACCAACGUCGAUCCGAGCUAUCAGGACUACCGAUGGCUGCCGACGCCGGUGAAGGCACUCCCCGGUGACAGCCUGAUUGCCGAAUGUAUCUAUGACAGCUCUUCGCGGAAAUCCAUUACCCUGGGUGGCAUGACAACUCGGGAGGAAAUCUGUCUUGUCCUUACGCUUUAUUACCCGAGACAGCAGGCACUGACAUCCUGUCACUCACUGCCAAGCUUGCCGACGGUGCUGCACUCGCUGGGAAUUCAGGAGCUGGCUUCUGGAUCCAAUCCGGUGGAAAUCUCGUCACCUCCGGAGUUGGCCGGAAUGACCCUGGAGAAGCGGCUCAUCUCGUACGAUUGGGCCAAUCAGUUCGAAAACUUCCAGUACGUGACCCGACUGGGAUCCUUCAAGCCGAUGUGCUGGGCCAAUGCCAUGCUGCCGGGUAUUGAAAUGGAAUCGUACGUAAGCAACAUCACCCGCCACUGGGAACCCGUGGACACCUGCCGCAACAUCCACACCAAUAUGAUCUCCGAGCCGGUGCAAGACGGAAGCGAACCCAACAUGAUCGAUAUGCCAGCAAUGGAUGACCAUGAAAGUACCAACCUGAUCGACACGGAACUGAAAGCCAAGGUAACUCCCCGACCGGGGGGAUCCACGUAUUCCCAAGGUGGUAAUCGUCCAACAUCAGGACGCAGCAGCGGUUCCAGCGAACACGGAUCGGUUCUGCGAAUCGUAAUGGCCACCGCAAUGCUCGCCGCUACAAGCAGCAUUGUAAACAGAUUAAUUUAAUUAAAACGGAAACUGACCAUACACCACCCCUUAUCAUGGUGAAGAUUAAACUGUUUUGUAAGAAUCACUUCAAAAACGGCAGAUGUGAACUGAAAGCAAAAUAAUUAGAUCCGAUAGGAUCCGAAAAGCGGACGUUGACCGCGGAAGCCGAAAUUAGAAUAGUUGCAAAUCUGAAACCCUGCACAAAAAUGGAUUCGAACGGUUGCGAUUUUAUUACAGUUUCGGAAUACCGAUGAUGAAAAGGAAUUUGAUUGCUCUAGUGAAACAAAAAAAAAACAUAAAACGAGAUGAAACAAAUUCGAGAAGCAAUAAAGGUACCGAGUGGUGUAGCAAUUUGACUGCUAGAAAAUAUGAAAUAUUUGUUGUAGAAACGUGAUUCGGCAUACCUACAUGAAAAAUAGUAAUCAUCCUCCGUGGUAUCGUUAGCGUGGGCGAGUGAAACCAUUUGCGUCGUGUAAAUACCAGUACUAACGUUUGGCGGAUAUAUUUCAAAGCGAACAAACCUGAGAACAAUUUUGUAUCGAAUCGUGUUAUCAACGGAACCGUGUGUAGACUAAUUACAGUAUGGCGUAUGCUAGUUACCAAAUAGAUUCGGCGAUAUUUGGAAUAGCCGCAUGACUUGUAUCAUAGUGUAUAGCGAAGUGAUAGAAAUUGACCAUUAAAUAGAAAUAUAUCAAUGCAAACAUCAGAACAUGAUUUGUUGUUUGGCAUCCGAUUCAAUAGUCAAACAAAUUAUAAGUACGGGAAGUAACUCUCAUCAACCUUCCGUAGAUAACGAAUAGAUAACUCAAUUGUCAACAAGCAAAACAAAGUUUAAGUAACCAUUCCACGUCCUUGCAAGCUAGCCACGAAACCAAUAAGCAGAAUCUAAUGGAAAAAAUCAAAUAAAU
Molecule: messenger RNA, 4371 nt
Organism: Aedes aegypti (yellow fever mosquito)
Lineage: Eukaryota; Metazoa; Arthropoda; Insecta; Diptera; Culicidae
Product: MOXD1 homolog 2
Exons: 10
Coding region: 1271-3481 (736 amino acids)
Biological process (GO): octopamine biosynthetic process; norepinephrine biosynthetic process; dopamine catabolic process
Cellular component (GO): secretory granule membrane
Molecular function (GO): dopamine beta-monooxygenase activity; copper ion binding
Source: RefSeq, a predicted model, not a curated record